Plodia interpunctella (Indianmeal moth) is the source of this 979-nucleotide messenger RNA. RefSeq names its product peptidyl-prolyl cis-trans isomerase B-like (gene Ppib). NCBI's taxonomy places the organism in Eukaryota, Metazoa, Arthropoda, Insecta, Lepidoptera, Pyralidae. The record is from RefSeq and is a predicted model, not a curated record. The coding region runs from base 213 to 833 and encodes 206 amino acids. The transcript has 4 exons. Gene Ontology annotation, biological process: protein peptidyl-prolyl isomerization; protein folding. Gene Ontology annotation, molecular function: peptidyl-prolyl cis-trans isomerase activity.
UUUUUGCCAAUUAUUCUCGAAAUCACUGACGUGGUUUUGGCUUGGGGCUUGGUUGGCCUUGCCGAUUUAGUUUUAUUUAAUCUUUCAUAGCUACCUAUACGAUAAAGCAUUGUUAAAACGUAUAAAGUUAAUUGAGUGCCAAAAAUUAGCACUGUAAACCAAAUCCCAAAAAGAUCGUAAAGAUAGCUAGAAAAACUAAAUUAGUUUUAAUCAUGGUUGGCUUAGCUGCGGCGCUUGGGUUUUUGCUGAUCAUCACUUCAGCUCGCUCUGAUGAAGCGCCUAAAGGACCCAAAGUAACUCAUAAGGUCACCUUCAGUAUCAGAAUUGGUGAUGAAGCACCUGCUGAUGUUGUUAUUGGCUUAUUUGGCAAGACAGUGCCCAAGACUGCAGAGAACUUCUUCCAGUUGGCACAAAAGCCAGAGGGUGAAGGCUACAAGGGCAGCAAAUUCCACAGAGUCAUUGAUAACUUCAUGAUUCAGGGUGGAGACUUCACUAAGGGUGAUGGCACAGGAGGUCGUAGCAUCUAUGGCGAACGUUUUGAAGAUGAGAACUUCAAGCUUCGUCACUAUGGUGCCGGCUGGCUUUCAAUGGCUAAUGCUGGUAAGGACACCAACGGGUCUCAAUUCUUCAUCACUACCACCAAAACUGCUUGGCUGGAUGGCAGACAUGUUGUUUUUGGAAAAGUGCUUAAAGGAAUGGACAUAAUUCGCAAAAUUGAGAAGUCUCCAACUGGAACCAAUGACCGUCCAGUGAAAGAUGUAGUUAUUGUUGAUUCUAAAGCUGAAGUUGUUGAAGAACCCUUCAGUGUGACAAAAGAAAGUGCUCAAGAAUAAAUAUAAGUUUAGAUAGCAAUAUAACUCUCUAUACCAGCAUUUAAUUUAAGUAAAAUUUAAGUUAUAUAUUGUAUCAAGAAAUGAUUACAAAUUGAAAUAAGUACCAAUGUAAUUAAUUUUCUUGAAUAAAAAAUCUUUUACUAAGA